This is a messenger RNA of Python bivittatus (Burmese python), 1801 nucleotides long. The record is from RefSeq and is a predicted model, not a curated record. Lineage: Eukaryota; Metazoa; Chordata; Lepidosauria; Squamata; Pythonidae.
ACAGAAGUCCUGCAGAUAAAUUCAUCCUUUUGCUUUUCUCCUGUAGACUCCGUGACCUUUGAUCCAGACACAGCUCAUCGCCGCCUCAUCGUUUCUCAGGAUCGGAAAACUGUGAGAUGGGGAGAGACAGAACACCAACUUCCUGACAACCCUCAAAGAUUCAACCCGCGGGUGUGGGUUUUGGGCCAGAAAGGGUUCCAGUCAGGAAAGCAUUGCUGGGAGGUGGAAGUCAAACAUGAUGGAGAAUGGGCCGUGGGAGUUGCCAGGGAGUCAGUGAAGAGAAAAGGAAUGACCGAUUUUAGCCCCACAGAAGGCAUCUGGGCUAUUGGAGAAUAUUGGGGGAAAGGAAAUUACUUGGCUUUUACUGCUCCGCAACACACCAGGCUCUCUUUUAAAAAGAAGCCCCGGCAGAUUCGUGUGCUUCUGGAUUAUCUGUAUCAACAGGUGGAAUUCUUCAAUGCAGAAACAAGGACUUCCAUAUUCUUUUUCUCGAAUGCAUCGUUCUCUGGAGAAAGAGUCUACCCCUGGUUCCGGGUGUGGGAUGGAACCGAGCUUGUGCUUCAUCCGUAACAUCCAACGCUUCGUGAAAAAGGAGUGUCUUCUCAUCUAACCUUCUGCAACUGGCUGCCCUGCUGGCCAAGAAUGGUGGGAGCUGUGGUCUAGCACAUCUUGAGGGUGGCCAACUGGAGUACAUCAUUGGGAUGGUGAACAUUAUUGCAUCAUGUCUCUUGCAGAAAUGCUGACCUCAACCAUCCAUACAGAGAUACCUGACCUCCUUUACCUAACACCUUCUAGAAAUUUUGGGAAUGAUACAUAUCAUUAAGUCACCAUUUUGGGGAAGCCUAGUCUGGACUGUAGUAAAGACCACAACCGAGUUUAUUCUCUGCAGUCAUGAGCAGUGAAUAGAUUCAAAUCUUCUCUCUACAGAGACAGAAAAGCGACAUGUUCAUUUUUAAUUUGAGGUGGCAGCUACAGUUGACCAUGUUCCACUUCUCAGGAGGUCUUAACUGAAAAGAACAUUUGAUGUAGCUGAGCAUUUUUGGAGAAAGUUGGGGAAUGAAAAUGUCUUGCAAUAAUCCUCUUAGUUAUCCUGCUGGGAAGAAGAAGAAUUCGUAAAAAUAGUUUCUCCUCCAUAAUCCCAUUCCACAGAUUUAUGUACACCAAGGUUUGCUUUACCAUAGUUGAGAGGUAAACCACAGUUGAAUGGAUUUGCACAGUGUUUCCACAAACAAGCAAACCCCAUUUUAAUUUUUUCUGUGAAAUGAACCCAGCCAAUUUGAUUUGGUUGAAGAUUACUAAACUAUGUGACAAUUCGCAAUGGCAUAGUGGUUAAGGUGUCAGACUAGGAGUGGUGAGGGCCAGGUUCAAGUUUACUCUUGGCCUUGGAUCACGCUGAGUGGCCUAGGACAGAUCCUUAAUUCUCAGUUCAACCUACUUCAGAAGGUUGCUUUUGUGGGGAAAAAUUGAAGGAGAGAGUGCUAUGUAGACUACCAUGACGUCUUGGAAGAAGGUGGGGUCUUAUUAAAAACAUCUUGUUUUAGCUUUAAUACCUCCACCUAAAGUUAGAGAAGAUUAUAUAUUUGUUGAUUUCUCCAUGCAGAACAGAAUUUUAAAAUUAAAACUGUGAUAGACAACCUACAAUGUGAAUUCCAAGCAAAUCUCAUAUUGCACUCUUAUUAUUGUAUCAUUCUGUUAUUUUUGCACGGUUUUCUUUUCUUUCUGUUACUUUUUAAUCUUAUGUUUGAUGCCCAAUGUUGCAAGCAAACAGAUGGGUGCUAUAUAAAUCACGAAAAUAAGUAAA